Molecule: messenger RNA, 4677 nt
Organism: Symbiodinium necroappetens
Lineage: Eukaryota; Dinophyceae; Suessiales; Symbiodiniaceae
Source: the annotation of a GenBank genome assembly
AUGUCCCGUCGUUCCCGUGGUGAUGGCCACGGGCGGCGGUCAGGUGACACCGGGGCUCCGGCCAUAGAGCUGCACGAUGGUGCUACCAUGGGUGAGUUACAGUUUCGGUCAGCAGCCGGGGCUGAGUAUGACUUUUUGGUCUUUGAGGUUUUGGGAGAUCGCUUCGAGAAACUGGGCCUAGCAAUCGGCGAGGUGACAGCAAAGUAUGAGGUGAACAGCGAUGGGAUGUUCAUCGAUUUAACCUAUCGAGGAACUGACAGCUCUUAUUAUCAGUGGUACAUUGACAAUAAGGGGAAGCCCGGAGGACUACCGAAGGAGCCUUACCAUCAUCUUUGCCGUCGUGGUGCUUCUCGUUGCUGCAAGAACUUUGCCAUGAAGGAUGUGGUUCAUGUGCAAAAAUGGGCCCCGAUUUCCAGGAACUCCGCUAGCGAUCUGCUUGAGUCCUGGGGCUGUGCCAGGCUUCCUCCUUUGCGAGUGGAGCCGCGGAAGUCGGCUACCCCUCCAGGCCCUGAGCGUCGUGAUGCCAGACCUGGAGCCGUGCAGGCUCUUCCAGCCCCCAAGGUUGAAGAUUUAGCCGAGGAGGGGCAUGAUGAAGAGGCUGAUGCCGAGGAGCCGCGACCUACGGUAAAGCGACGAAGGAAGGCCUUACCUCAGGGAAGGCGACAGGCGACGGCCUUGGAUGCUAUGCUCGACGACAGCCUGGAGGACCCGAAGGAGGAGAACAAGAACGACAAAGUGGAGAAGAAGUUGGGCCAUUUGAGAGCGAAGCUCCUGGGCAAGAAGGUGGAGGCCAGGGGCAAGGAGCCAGGCUCGGUGUUGGCCGGGCGCGCCAUGGAGGCUGUUGAGAAGGGCAAACCAAAGAGAUCAAAGAAGGACUCCGUGGCUCGAACCAUCCAGAAGGCUUUGGUGAAGGCGGGCCGGAGCCGAGGAUCUAAGGACGAAGCCUCCUCGGAGGACAGCGAGGGGGAUGCCGAGGACGACGAGGAUGACCUGGAUCUUGGUGGCAGCGGCGGCUGGGAGCAGAGGCGUCGCAAGCUCAGGAAGGUUGCGGAGGAGAAGCCGGGCAAGCUUUUGUUGUCCGGGCUGCAAAGCAUGCAAGAGCAACUGGGGCAGAUCACAGGCGAUGACUCGUCCGAGGCCCUGAGCCCGAUCAUGGUGCGUUACCUCAUGACAAUGGUUUUGCCAGCACACCCCGUGAAGACCAUAGGUGAGAGCAAGUACCGAGAGUUGAGGACAUUGUGCCAGGUUAUGGACGCCCUGCUCAAGGGCAAAGUGGACACAGCAGGCGAUAUCCUGAUGCAGCGGUUCAAGUGCCAGGUGAUGUCUUUGAGGGAUAACUCCGAGAAGUUCGGGCGUUACUUAGAGCUUAUCCCCGAGGACAUGGUUGCGGCAACCGAAGGAGGAGCCCCCACCGGUGGAGGAUGCACCAAAGGAGGCGCCACGAUCACCGAGCAGAUCCCCUUUGACACGGAGGAAGGGGAGCCCUACCGCGCCGAAAAAGGAGAGGAAAGUCACCUUUCAGGAGGAGGUUCAUACAGAGUCGAUCCCAGGGCGUAUGAGGAUGUCAGUUUCGCAGGCCCGGAAGCAGACGCCGAGAUUGGAGAACGAGACCAAGAAAGCUUGGAAGGAUCGAGUUUUCAAGACGGCGAGGGGCGAGACCUAGGGGUGUUGGCCCCAGGAAAGCGGCUGUUCUUGCGGCACCUGAGCGCGGUCACCGGGGCAAAAAUGAGCCCGGACGCCUGGGAACAAAGUCCAGGAAGGCGGCUGUUCUUGCAGAACCUGAGCGCGGUCACCGGGGCAAAAAUGAUCCCGGACGCCUGGGAACAAAGUCCAGAACCUGGGGUUGGAGUUCCGGGUGGUGGCCCGGCGGUUUUUAACAGCGGCUCUCAGCCUGUGCCCUGUACAGAGCCCGGUGUUGGCCGGGUGACGGGUGAGAGGGCGCGCACGUUUGACGAGCUGAAGAGUGUGAUGCUUGAGGGAUGUGAUUUACAAUGUGAUCAAAGGUUCCAUGGCCUUCUGCACGAAGGGUUACCGGAUAAGCGCUGUGUGUUGCAAUUGGGCAUUACGCUGCUACAGCUCCUUUUGGUUUCCCCACGAGAUGGGGCCUUCGUGUCCGGAGUGUUAGCUCUGGUGAAAAACACAGCCACGCCAACUCUACGGGACAGGGAUGUGCUACCUCUACCUAUCCCGCCCCUUGGAGCUGUGCUGUUGCUUCUGGUGGCCAUCAUGAAUGGUGAGUAUUCGGACUGGUGUGGCGCGGGAUUUGCAUCAAGCGAUUUUCCCGGAAACACAUGCCAAGUCGAGGCCUUUGCUCACUUGGGCGAGCUAUGCCAAUAUUUCUGUAGGAAUCCCCUUUGCGAAAAAUGUGGACUCUCCCCCGAGGAUGUGCUUAGGACCAAGGGUGUUGAUUACACGGGGGAUGAAAUCCUUCACGCUCUUCCUUUGAAGGUGGGGGAGCUACUGCCGGGGUUGCCGGCCGAUGGCGUUGCUGGUACCCUGCAGGCAGCGGAUGUGGCCGAGGGUGAGGUUGCAAAGUGGUUGGCGGAUCCGAUGUUAACAUUGCUGCCCGAAGAUAAGAGAUUUAGCUACUUUAUCCAGUGCAUCCGCGUGUUGCUAUGGUCGGGCGAAGAUCAGAAAGGAGCUUAUUACGCGUGGGCCCUACCUCCUGUCUGGCGAAAGUUUAUGGCUUUCCGAUGGCCCGUUCCGGGGGCUUCGGUGGGGUUGCCAAAUGAAAAAGAGGUUUACGUCGCAGCUGCGGUGAUACCGAUGGGCUGGGUCAAUGCCGUCGGGCUUUUUCAACAUCUGCAUAGGAGACUCGGCCUUGGUGUCCCGCCGGGUGGUGCAGGCCACAGCGCGGAGAUCGAGUGGAGAAGAGAUCGCCCGAUCCCGAGCUCCGCGGUCACAGAAGAUGGUGGUUGGGUCCAGUUUUAUCUUGAUGACUUUGAUUGCCCUGAAUUUGUUGACAAAGAUGUUUGGAAGCGCGUUCAAGGUACGGCGUUGGGGCUCGCAGAAGCCUCAACCGCGGCGGUGGAGCGCUGGAAGGCGGAUGACUUUCGUCUACCAGUUGCAAACUAUGAGGUUCUGAUGGGUUUCGAUAAAGGGUAUAUUGAGGGAACUUUUCCGCACAAGAUGAGUCACGAGGAAAAGUUCAUGCUCGGCGGCAGGAAGCAGACUCGGCAAGGCAAAAGUUUGAAAUCCCAGAUGGUCUCGGAAAAGAUUCAGACUCGUUAUGCCAACGCGGUCAUGCAGGUACUUGGGUUCUUUGCUGACAUGAACACUAUCCACCUCACAUGGGCAAACUUUGAUGAGGCGGUCUGCAGUUGGAUAGAAACAGCCUAUGCAGAGGGGGAGCAUAAGACCUUAGUCAGCUUCGCUUUGGCGGGGUUGCAGUUCUUUCUACCAGCUUGCGUUGGCAAGCUAAAGCAAUCCUGGCGAUUGGCAAAAGUCUGGCAGCGAUUGGAGCCUCCUGUGAGGGUCCUGCCAAUCUCCCCUCUGCUUGUCGGUGCUUUUGCAGGCGCCGCGAUUCACAUGGGCUUUUUGUCUGAAGGAACCAAUGAACUCGUGGUAGUGGAGUCACACUGCGCGGUGUUUUGGCUUCGUCAGGCGUGUGGUCGCUUGACACCUGCCGACAAGUUGCUCUUCCGUGGCGAGCGCUUCUUUAGAAAGCUGUUCUAUGAGCUCAUCGAGGCCCUCGACAUUACAGGGCUGCUCACAGUUUAUAGUCUGCGCCGCGGUGGAGCCACAUGGAACUUCCUGCUUCAUGGCAGCAUGGAGAAAACACUCCUGCGCGGCCGCUGGUCCAGUACAUCUACUGCCCGCAUCUACUUGCAAGAUGCAACAGCAACAGUGGGCCACCUGCAGCUGAGCGACUGGCAGGUCUCUAUGGCCAAAGAUAUGGCGCGCUUUCUACAAGCCUCUGGUCUCAGGCACAAACAUGACUCGCUGAUUGAAGCCAUUGGCUCAGUCCUUCAAGAAUUUUUCUUUGGACUGUUGGCCAUGGCCUCCACGUGGCAGGAUUUCUUGGCGAAGGUUGAAACUCCGUCGCCAGGGGAUGCCGUGUUGACAGCAGUGACCAAGUGGUUCACUGAGACUCUGCAGGUGCCGAAUCCCGAGUUAGCUGAAGGCUAUACUGAGGAGCAGGUGCAAGCAAAGUUGCCACAGGAGUUAGUAGUGCAAGCAUGCAUACGUCGAGUACUGCGUGCAGUGAAUGCCGUUUCUCAGGCCAAGCGAUUGGUGCAAGUGAAUGAGGCAGUCGCAGCCGGCAAUGUGCCCAAUGCUUCAGCGCAAGGCCUGGCGAAGAUUUUUGCUUCGGGCAAGAUUGCUGAUGUUGCCCAACUCUUAAAGGAGGUCAGCCUGGAGGGCCUUAGUUUCGGCUUGCAAGCAGAGCAGCUUCUCUUGAACAGCAUGCAGCAGCAUGUUGAAGAAAGCAAACUUGCUGGCCGAGUGCCGUUCCUCUUCGUGGACCUGACGUCGAAAGGAACACUUCCGCUUUGGCUCACUCCGGAUGUCAUUGGCGGGAAAUCUCAGCUACAUGAUGAUGGCGAUUGGCCGCUGCAGAGCCGGGCACCCAAUUCAUCCCUGCAAGACCUUGGGAAGGCUUUGAUGAGUGCCACGGCAUCGCCUCGUUUCUUUCGCACGGUGUCGCAGUGGACGGGGGCAUUCUUGAAGUACGCCGUG